AUGCAAGCCACAAACUAGGAUCCAAGGAUCAAAGUGAAGAAUUAGUAUACAAGCUCCAUUUUAAAGUUCAAACUUAACAAUAAGAUCUAGCACAAUGUUGCAGUAGCUGCUUUAACACAAAAUAAGAUUCCGUAAUUGGAAAGUUUGGCAGAUGACAUUCGUCAAACCAGAACUAAAUCUAUGAUGUUCUUUGAUAAUGACAACAAGCCAAAGCCAAGGACACAGCACGAGCACAAUAAAGGUUCAGCUAAUGUCCGUCAGUUCAAAACAGCAGUUAUAUCUCCAGGCGCCCAAGAUUAGGGAGCAAACAGCAACUAACAGUGUAUCGAUCCAUAUAUCGUUGGAGACAGUGUUAGCUCAAUGAGCUCUAUUCUAGACGAUGAUGCUGAGGAUUACUACAGCUAAUCUAUCGUUGUAUCAGCUAUGGUGAAGGAACCAGAAGAUUUGGUUGAUAAAGACCUCAUCAAUUUGCUUGCCUUUAUUAAGAGAUUAAAGGAGCCAUCUGAAGAUUUGAUUCAUAGCAAAUAGCUUGAGUUUGGAGAACUAUCAAGACACAAGACAUUGAUAUUCGAUCUUGAUGAAACUCUUAUUCACAGUUAGCAAAUUGUGCCAGGUUCAGAUUAAGAGAUAGUUAAAGAUUUCGAGAUCUCCAUUGGAAAUAAUGUUAAGUUUGGAGUAGCUGUAAGACCUUAUGUUCAGCAAUGUCUAGAACAUCUCUCCUCAUACUAUGAAAUGGCUAUUUUUACAGCAGCUGAGUAGCAGUAUGCUGACCUAAUUAUAGAUAGAAUAGAUCCAGAAAAGAAGUUCUUUUAGCACAGGCUAUACAGAUAACAUUGCUUUAAGGUCGACGAUGUUUAUGUUAAAGAUUUGAGAAUCAUUACUGAUAGGCCCCCUGAGGAUACUAUAAUUGUUGACAACUCUAUUUUGUCCUUUGCCUUUUAGCUAGACAACGGAGUCCCAAUGUGCGCCUUUUUAGCAACUAAUAAUUAAGACUAAGAGCUUCUGUAUUUGAUCACUUACUUAGAAGAAGUCUAUCAUUUGAAAGAUUGUAGAACAGCAAACAAGAAGACCUUUAAACUAACUGAGAUGAUGACUAAGGUUAUUUGA
This is a messenger RNA of Stylonychia lemnae, 1107 nucleotides long. The record is from the annotation of a GenBank genome assembly. Lineage: Eukaryota; Ciliophora; Spirotrichea; Sporadotrichida; Oxytrichidae.